Molecule: messenger RNA, 1728 nt
Organism: Striga asiatica
Lineage: Eukaryota; Viridiplantae; Streptophyta; Magnoliopsida; Lamiales; Orobanchaceae
Source: the annotation of a GenBank genome assembly
AUGUGGCAGAUAAAAUCUACAGCGGCAGUUCGGGAGAUUAGCCCUCAUUUUUCUAAGUUCAUUAUGUCUAAAAAUGCAGACAAACUAAAGGUCAGUAAAGGGCCAAAUUGGACGCUAUUAGCCGAACACCGUGCUUCCAAGAACUUGAAUUCUGGGUUCAAGCAUGGAACAUACCUCUCCACUGGAUUUCAGGCAAAGGAUCUACGUGUUCCUCAUGGAGGAAACCUAGCUGGUAAAUGCAUCAGAAUCCUAGUGGCUUUAGUUCUGGAAAAGAAAACCUCAACCACCUACCAAAUUGUUGAUAUGGCUCAUAUAUUGACAAAGGAAGGAGGCAGGCCGAUGCCUACAAGCGGAGCGGAGCGAGCGAAGCGAGCGGAGAUACAUUGUGUAUUGAUGCACAUUGCCGAACCACGUAAAUCUUGUGUCGUUUACUUUCUCGUCUUUAAUUCGUAUUGUUCUCGUUUCACAACACAAAUGAAACAACAAACCAUCUCUCAAAAACCUAAAGGGAAAGAGGAAUCUGGAACUACUAAUGAUAAUGAAGAAGAAGCUGAUCAGACAACAGGUAACAAUAGAGAACAUGAAGGGUUCAUUGAGGAAAAACUUGACAGGAUAUUUGGUUCCAUUGACUGGUCUAACCUUUAUUCCUCAGCUCAAACCUUUAACAUCUUCAUAAGAUCCUCUGACCACAAUCUAGUCCUGCUAAAUUACUGCCCUAGUAAUUCUAAGAACAAGAAGAGGUUUUUAUUUGACAAGAGAUGGCUUGGCAAGGAGGGAGUAGAGCAGAAAGUCCUCAAAGCUUGGAGCAAACUUCAGCAGGAGACUGGAGAAAAUAGGGCCAUCUUACCAGAGAACUCAAUGAAGCGUAUGCCUUUGAAGAAAGGUAUUGAGAACAGAAAUCGAAUGAGGAUUAUCCUAGAGGCUAUGAAUUCUGACUUGGUUGCUCUAGUGGAUUCAGAUGAAAUCAAGAAGGCUCUCUUUAGAAUCCAUCCAAACAAAUCCCCAGGACCAGACGUUUCUCAGUUUAGGCCCAUAAGUCUCUAUAAUGUGGUUUACAAUGUUAUCCAUUUUCUGAAAAAUCAUAGAAGUGGAAAGCAUUGUUACAUGGCUAUCAAACUAGAUAUGGCAAAGAUAAUGAACUACUUAACCUCCUCUUCUUUUUCUUUCAAUAUUAAUGGGGAAGCCUGUGGCUUCACCACUCCAUCAAGAGGAAUAAGGAAUCAUACCAAUUCUCAUAUUACUUGGGUCAAGGAACUAAUGUAUGAAAUAAGGAGAAUGUGGAACAGAAGGCUCAUAGAGAACUUUUUCUCUCAACUUGAUUUUGAGGCAAUACUAAAGAUUGAAGGUCUUGAUCCUCAUCAGCCAGACAGACUCAGAGGGGAUUGGGAUAAGAAGGUAAAAGAAAGCAAGAAGGAGAUGCUGGAGGCUAAAAGUCAAAGGAAAGCUCAAGAACUUCUUGUGAAAGGGGUUAACAACAUCCUCCAUGUUCUUUGCAAUGUUAAUGCUACUGGAGGGUACUUUUGUCCGCUGCGCUUGUUGUUCUAUCCCAACAAGUGGUAUCAGAGCCGAAAGUUCGUCCUAAGCUCAUUCAGUGAGGCGAGUACUGCAUUUGAGUUUGAGAUGUCCAUGGAAGUCAAGGGCGCAUCAUCCUCUGCACUCAUUCUGGCAAGGACAGUGAUGUCUAAUGUCAGACUCCCGGUGGAGAUCUUCUGUAACACCCCGCCUUGA